AUGAUCGCGCUUAAUCUCAUCACUCUGGUGAUUCUUUUUGAAGUGCUGGUGUGUGACUCAGAGCUGGUCCCACCGGGCUGGAGAGAACCUCUGGACUGUGUGAGAGCAUCCGAAAUGUGCAACCAGAACAGCCAGUGCAGCUCCCGCUACCGGAUCAUGCGCCAAUGCCUAUCUGGAGGGGACAAGGAGCGCAGUGCCAUGCUCGCCUCCAAGGAGUGCCAGGGGGCACUAGAGGUACUGCAGGACUCUACACUGUAUGACUGCCGCUGUAAGAGAGGCAUGAAGAAAGAGCUGCAGUGCCUCCAGAACUACUGGAGCAUCCACAUGGGUCUAACUGAAGGAGAAGAGUUUUAUGAGACGUCUCCCUAUGAGCCCUUCCAUUUCUCAGAGGAAUUCCAGCUCGCCUCCAUCAUCUCAGACUCAUCUUUGCAAAAGGCAAGCCCCUGCUCUGAAGCGGGGAAACCCUGUAACCCCUGUCUGGAUGCUGCUAAAGCCUGCAAUCUCAAUGACACCUGUAAACGACUACGGUCCAGUUACACCACGAUCUGCUCUAAAGCCACACCCCCUCAGCCUUCUCUGGCCAAUCAGGAGCCCUGCAGCCGGAAACGCUGCCAAAAGGCCCUGCGUCAGUUUUUUGAGCGGGUGUCAUGGGAGCUGAGCUAUCCCCUGCUGUUCUGCUCCUGCCGGGACCAGGCCUGUGCUGAGAGGCGCAGACGCACCAUCAUCCCCGACUGCUCGCACCAGGAGAGACACAAGCCCAGCUGUCUGGACCUGCAGCAGCUCUGCCGCUCUGAUGCUCUUUGCAGGUCUCGACUUGCGGACUAUCACACAAACUGCCAGAUGACGCCUCACACUAUCACCAGCUGUCCACAUGACAACUACUAUGGCUGCCUCAUGUCCUAUGUCGGCCUCAUAGGCUCAGAUGUGACGCCUAACUACAGCGACAGCAGUCCCUCCAACAUCACUAUCAGCCUGUGGUGCACCUGCAGGGGCACUGGCAAUCAGGAGCGAGUGUGUGAGGCGUUCCACCAUGACUUCACUCACAACACCUGCCUCAAAAAUGCCAUCCAAGCGUUUGGUUACGGCUCUGAGGGGGCGACACAUCACUCCACCGAACUAUCCUCCACAUUUUUACCCCCUGCCCAGCCGCCAAUCAUCGCUAAGCCCGCCCCCUCUUUCCACGGCAAUGCCAUUAAACCUCUAGACAGCGCGUGUAUGUUCUCCACGUGUGCCAACCUGCAGGAUGGAGGCCAGAAGUGCAUCCCAUCAGAAGAAUUCAAGUGUGAGGAGGCCCUGUUGACCCAUGGGUCGUUAGACUCUCAGGACCCACCUGAAGACCGUAGCAGCGGUCAGAAAUCAGCAUCCCUCCACCACAUGUGCGUAACGAUGUGCGUGUCCAUUCUCACAAUAUUUCUGCUCUCAUAAAGUGAACCUGCGCACCUGCAAAUCAGCAAUCAUACUCUGUCCUUAUUCGUACAUAACAAAUUCUCAUCUCCCUUGUAAAUGGCACGACCCAGAAAGCCAGAGUGAAAUGCCAAGCCAAACAGCCACUAGAGAAAUCGGCGAGGGCCUUUUGAAAUGGGAGACGGUUUUGGAGGAGUUUCAGAUGAUGUGCACAAUGGAAAUGGAGAAAGCGGAAAGACGGCUUCUGUAUGCAGGACAACGAGUGGAAGGCAGUGAAUGAGAGACUCUUGGGAUUUUGGAUCAUGCUGACCUGACUUUGGAGAGUUGGUGCACUCGUACUUGGCCCCCUCUUCAGUUCUGUUUUUGGAUCGCAGACAGACUUGGCGAAAAGCACAGGGACUUUGGCUGGAGCUCAAAGCAGCACUCUUAAACCCAAACAUACACAUUGUCAAAUCAUCAGAGAGAGGCUGCGGCGCUGCACUGGACAAACAGGACUUUGGUCGGCUCCAUUUAUCGCUGUUGAAUCUCUCUAGUGGAAAGAAGUCUACACACAAGACAUACAAACAACAUGGCGGACAAAACAGGGUCCUCACAAGCACUCCAUGCAGUACACCAGUGUGCUUUUGUAGGUCUUUAUCUUGAUUCUGUUGUCUCUAAACUGUAAAAAAAAAUAAUUUAAUGUGAAAUAUAAAAUGACCACCCAAUGGAGUCUCUAUGAAGAGUGUUUAUUUCACUAUAGUGUAAAAUGGUCAGUGUGUGAAUGUUUAUUAUCGGCGUGUCUUCAGACCAGCAUAAUCUCUCACACUUGGUCAAAUCAGCAUUUUCACUUGCACACAAAGCUGUUUAAAAGAAAGUUUAACACACUAUAAUGCUAAGCAAUGAUAACCUGCUCCAAAAUAAAAUCCGAUAUGUACUAAUAUGCAGCAGUGGUGGUAAAAGACUUGAAAAGAGGUUAUGUCCACGCCCGCAAUACUAGUGAAUCAUUUCAAGAGAUAUUUGACCAAAUGUUGAAAUGUUACGCCUUGAAGAUCCCCGUUUGUCGUAUGGAUGCUCUUUGUCUGUGUGAGAGUGAAACGGGUCAUAUGUGGGUCUUUAUGUGUUUCAUAGACACUGCCCUCCAUUACAGAAGUGGGACAGUGGAGCAGUUUGACUCUAAUGUGGCCUUACUUUACAGCAGCAGAGGUACAGAUCAGCAGAGAGGUCCUGAGUGUGUCAGAGCUUCUGUCAUUCACACUACACACAUCACAUCCUGCGGUCUGUUUGCCUUUGAACAAAUCUUUUACGCUCAUAUUUUUAAAUGCAGCUUGAGUGAGACAUUGAUGGCUCAGUGAGGCCAGCUCAAAAUGUUAAUAGCAUGAUUACCCAUGUCCACUAUUGGUCCAAAAUGUCAAAUGGUGUUUGGGAAUAUCCAAAUGUCAAAGUAAAUUGCAAAGAAAUGCACUUCUCUACUACCCUUCCCAGACAUGAAUGAACCUGUUUUUUCAGGGGUUCUAUGGUUUCACCUUAUAAUGCACAGACAGAUAAGUUUUACAUGGAACCAAUCGAAUUCCUGACUACUAUUGAUUUGACUUUUUCAUGAAUGUAACGGAUAUCACCCAGAGUACAUGAAGUUGUAGUAAAAUGUACUAACUCCAGUUCAUGAGCUAAAUUCAUUGUGUUUAACAUUGCUGCACUCAGCCAUUAAUACUCAAAUGUCACUGUUCUCAUUAAUACAACUUAUUGUUAAACACACAUUCCUGCUGGUGUGUCAGUCUGAAUCUAUGUAAUAAACACUUCAAACCUCUAAGUACCGCAUUAAAUAUGCAUUUUAAGUACAGAAGCAUUUGUGCAUAACAAUAUCACUUAGACUAUGCCGUGUCACUCAGGAACCAUUUCACCAAGUUUGCCCCAAGUUUGACCACCACAGCAGGACUGUAGUAGUUACUGAGAUGAGAGCCAAAUAUAUUGAAAGAAAAAAGAUAAUGUUUUACAUUUUCUGGUUUAUUAUUUGUAAAAUCCACAGUGCUGCAGCAGUGUAAAUGAAACUUGUCUGGAGACCAUAAUAAACUGAAAGUUACAUCU
Molecule: messenger RNA, 3465 nt
Organism: Periophthalmus magnuspinnatus
Lineage: Eukaryota; Metazoa; Chordata; Actinopteri; Gobiiformes; Gobiidae
Gene: gfra2b
Product: GDNF family receptor alpha 2b
Exons: 10
Coding region: 1-1425 (474 amino acids)
Biological process (GO): nervous system development
Cellular component (GO): external side of plasma membrane; signaling receptor complex
Molecular function (GO): signaling receptor activity
Source: RefSeq, a predicted model, not a curated record